AUGGACAGUAGGGUUAAUUGCAAAGAGCAGGCUCCUAAGGUUACCAACCAUGAAUUUGUGGGGAAUGAACACACUAGUUAUCUCUCCAAAAUGCCAGCUGCAACAGUUGAACAACUCACCAUAGCUAAAAUAUUAUCAAAGCCUGAUACUGAUGUAAAUCUUCGAAGCUACGUUGCCCAGCUUCAAGAGUUAACAAAAUGUUCAGAAGACCAGGCAGUCACAGCAUUGUAUGACUGUGAAAAUGACAUUGAAAGAGCUGUUGAGUUGGUCCUUGAUAAAUUCCGCUGCGGUGCAGAAGAGGAGUGGCGCACAACUGUCAGCAAACGAGCCAAAGCCAAGCAUUCACAAACAGUAACUGAUGUGACACCUGAAACUGCCGCACCCCCCAAAAAAGCUAGUCGACCCAAAGUUGAAAAGCUUCCUGAAAAUGCUGAGAAGACUGUUAAGCAGAAUGGUCCUGUGCCGUCUCAGACUAGUGUUACUAAGAGUUCCCCGGUAAGCCAUGAAAUAACAAGACGGACGAGUAACAAGAAGAAGGCUCCUUCGAAAUUAAAUGCAGCUGCAAGUGAAAGACAAGGUGAAUCACAAAAUGAGCGUGAUGGUGGUGUAGUGUGCAAUAACUCAAAGCAAUUACCAUCGGAAAGAAAACCUAAAAAUGAAUCCGAAGUUUGGGAUCCUUAUGCAGAUCUUGGUGAGUGGGAAGGCGAGUCCAUAGAGAUAGUUAACUCUAAUGCAUCCAUUGCCAUGGGACUACAGGAUGCAGUUUCUUUACCUCCGGAACUCUUUCACGAAACAUCAAAUCCUGAAAAGGAUUCAAAUUUAGAGUCAGACGUGCAUGUUGAUACUGUCCAAAACCUGACUAAAGAUCCAGAGGCUUUGGAUGCAGACGCGUUAUUUGCAACAACUGCUAGAAGCAAGCCACCUCCACGUGCUUUCACCGGAAAAUUGGAUGUUCCCUUAUUUAUUGCUCCAGAGCUACUACCUAGUAGUCACUUCAGCUGGAAACCGACUUUCGGUGGUGAUUCGCCUGCUCCUAAAUUUAGCCCUGUUGCACCUACACUUCCGAAUUCAGGAAGAAUCAGUAAUGAGGCGGACGAGCUGCUUCGUGAACCAAGUGACCCCCGUACUCCAAGAGUACCAGUCGAACAGGUGGACUGCAGUCCCAAGCAAUAUACAUUCCCUCAGAUAUCCCAGCAGUCGCACACUAAUGAUUUCGAACUAAAAAAUGCAUCCCUUGGUGUUUUACUGGAACCUACGAAAACUGAGGAGAAAAUGGGUAACAUAACAAGUGAAUACUCACCGCACCAAUAUAGUGAGCAGAUGAUAUCCGAAGUCUCAAUAUCAUAUCCAAUUAAUCAAAAGAAGCAAACGCCACCUAUGGUCACCAGGACUGCUAGUGACAAGCCCAGCUACUUAGAACCUUCCAUCAAAAAUUAUCUACUUGAUUCGCUGCCGGAUGGUAUAAGCAAGCUCAAUGUUGGAGAUGUUUCAGGUCAAAAUACUAAAGACCAGUUUCCUGUUCAGAACAACACUCAGGCAUCACUUCCAUCUUUCCCCCAUGGUCAGAGCGAUCAGUCUAUUAUUCCUCCACAGUUGAAUAAAGUACCUGUUUCACAUCCAAAUACACAUGUUUCCGGACAUACCCAGCCAAUGAAUGCCAAUACUCAGGCAGCUCAUCUUCCUCCGGGUAUGCCUCACUUUAUCAGUCAGUUCGCUCCUCCUGCCGCUUAUCAUAUGUUCAAUCUGCCCGGUGGUUCUAACACAGCACCUGCUAUCUUCGAUCUUGAUCACUUGCAGUUGUUGCAACAACAGAGGAUGUUAUAUGAUAUUCAUUUACAACAUCAUGCUGCCACUACAGCUCAGAGUAUGUUAACCCCAAAUGCAGAUGCUGCCUCAGCAAAAACAAUCAAUCAUAGUUUGACAAAUCCGAUGGCUCAUGUAACCGCUGCAAAUACGGGCAUACGCCCGGAUAUGCUGACGACUGCAUUAAGUCACACUCCACAGAUGAUGACUCCUGGACAUCCUUACUUCCCCUACUCUGGUUUUGUACUGAUGAAUGGUUAUCCGAAUCCAUUUUUAAACCAGCAACAGCCUAAUUCCGACGGUUCUCAAGUUCAAAAUCCUGGUCAGUGUGCUUCACCGAUUACUCAGCAUCAGCCUCAAACAAAUCAAACACAACCUUACAACAGUCUUAAACAGUUGCAGAGUGGUGUAGGAAAUUACGAAGAUCUUCUGGAUGUGAAGUAUGGUGAUCCAUCUAAACAAGUAGGUUUCAAAACUAAUUCGAACCAGCCUGGUUACGGUUCAUUUCAAUCCCAGGGAAUGUCAUUAGAUAAUGUCAGUGGAAAACUGUCUUCUUCGCAUUCUAAUAAUGGAUCACUAGUUCAAAACUUCAAUCAUGGAAGUAGCAAUUCUCAUGCACCACCGCACUUUUCGCCACAGUUCUACGCUUCUGUUUCUGCUUCACCAUAUAUGAAUACAGUAGCCGCUGUCGUAGCCGCGGCAGCUGCUAAGCACGGAACAAAUAACAGUUCUACAGGCAAUGCCAACCAGUCUAAUCCAAAUGUUGGUGUUACUGGAGGCCAGACUGGUGGCACAGGUGCUGGACAAAAUCAGAUUCACUUGCCUGGAAAUCCAUCUCAAGGAAUGGUUUUGAGUAAUGCAGGAGCAUCUCUACAUCAUCACCAGCGUGCUCAAAUCCCACAUCCACAGCAUUAA
Molecule: messenger RNA, 2718 nt
Organism: Trichobilharzia regenti
Lineage: Eukaryota; Metazoa; Platyhelminthes; Trematoda; Strigeidida; Schistosomatidae
Source: the annotation of a GenBank genome assembly